Messenger RNA from Penicillium brasilianum, 4253 nucleotides. Lineage: Eukaryota; Fungi; Ascomycota; Eurotiomycetes; Eurotiales; Aspergillaceae. The record is from the annotation of a GenBank genome assembly.
CAUGAUUGCAUGGCUAGUUCGUAUUCUGCUGCCCGAGUCUGGUCUGUGGGAGGGCCAUGUGACCUGAUCAGGUGUGUGAUCAAAAUGUGUGGCCUGAUCGCCUGAUUGCCUAGGUGCCUUAGGUGUUGACUCUCGACUGAGGCGCAAAGAUGGAGAUUGUUAUGUAACUCGGAUCGACGCAUGUCGUCAGCGGCAUUUCGAAUUUUGCCCAGUCAACCAGGACAGUGUAUUGUCGUUAAAUUGCAAUCCUCCACUUUUCAAGUCCUCCUCCACUAACGUCUCUAAUGACCCACGAGUCUGGCGUGUGCAUUCCACGCUGGUCCCUCCGCUUCAUUAUCGCGGUGUUCCACCUUCUGUCCAACGUGUGCCAGCGUGACCACCACCCAUGGGUCUUUGCGGGAACCCGAUUCUUGCAGUGUUCCAGAUGUUCCAGACUUCUCCCCCGCGGGGCUUUUGAUUGGGUCGUCUCGAGUUAUCCUGGACCAUUCUGCCAAUUAAAUGGUGGGGAAUGGGUCUGAGAGGAGAAGGCCAAACGUGUCGAUACCGCCACCCAGGCACACAGACUACAAGUGUUGUACUGGAACACAAAUCGUUCACGCACAAAGCGGCCGUUUCAGUGCAAAGGAACCGCUGACACUGUCAUCAUUAUUGUCGGUUUCUCGUUCGAGGCCAGCAGUUGGACCCUUUUUUUCUUCGGUUAAUGGCUGCGGGAUCGGCAAGGCCGCCCCUAUGCAUUACAAUUGACUGUUAACGAUUGACUAUCGACUAUCGAUCAGCCUGUCUCUUCUAAUAAUAACCGAGCUAAACCAGUCUGGAGUCUGGACCCCCCUCAGAAACCCACUUUUCUUUCAUUCUUGGACUUGCUUGUCUCACAUCGUCGGUCCGUUGAUCGUUCUUCGUUUUUCCGUCAUCACUCCGCUUUUUCUUUCUUUCUUCUGUUCUUCUCCGCUCCGGUCCUGUCGGUCGCUGCGCGAUUUUCUGCUCGACUACUCCCGUACUCCUCGUCCACAUUCAUGUCGACUUGUCAUUCGUUUUUCUUGUGAUCUUUUUCUGGCGGGACGUGAUGGAUUUGGAUCUGCGCCAGAGUCUAUGGCCUCGGGCCGAAGAGUCUGGGACUGACAAGUUUCUCUCGUUGAUCUCGAAUCCUUUUUACUCCCAGUUCCAAGUCAGCGCUAUCUGGGCCUCGCUGGGUACCUCUAUCGGCGUCUCCGUCCUCCUCGCUUUACUCUUCUCCCUCUUUCGACCCCGUCACAACGUCGUCUAUGCGCCCAAAGUGAAACAUGCCGAUCGUAAACACGCCCCUCCCCCGGUGGGCAAGGGCUUUUUCUCUUGGGUCAAACCUGUGAUCAAUACCCGCGAACCGCAGCUCGUCGAGACCGUUGGACUGGAUGCUGCGAUCUUUUUGCGCUUCACCAAGAUGUGUCGGAACAUCUUCAUCUUCAUCAGCAUCAUCGGAUUGUUGGUUCUAGUUCCGGUCAACAUCUCGCAAAGUAAAGCGACCGAGUCCAGCACCGUGACCGCAUUGAGCAAAAUGACUCCGCUCUAUGUAACCAAUCCAACCGCGAUCUGGAGUCAAGUCGUGUGCGCCUGGUGCUUUGAUAUCAUUCUCGCAUUCUUCUUGUGGAGGAAUUACAAGGCUGUGAGAGAUCUUCGACGACAGUACUUCCAGAGCUCAGAGUAUCAGCGGAGUCUACAUGCUCGAACCCUCAUGGUCUCCGACAUUCCUCCCCAGGACCGCUCCGAUGAAGGCAUUAUGCGUAUCACCGAUGAGGUGAAUCCCACAGCUGCACUUCCCCGGGCUGCGAUUGGCCGCAAUGUACGUGACCUGCCCGUUAUCAUUAAAGAGCACGAGGACAAUGUCCGGGAGUUGGAAUCCGUCCUCGCCAAGUACCUCAAACGACCAGACCAAUUACCGGCUAAACGACCCACCAUGCGUCCGCCCAAGAGCCAGAGAAAAAAGCAUCCCGGUGGCAAGGUGGAUGCUAUUGAUUACCUGACGGUGCGCAUCCGCGUUUUGGAGGAAGAAAUCAAGCACGGACGGGCCUCGAUUGACCGCCGUAAUGCGAUGCCAUAUGGGUUUGCUAGUUGGGAGAAUAUCGAGCAUGCGCAUGCCGUGGCAUGGACUGCCCGAAACAAGCAUCCCAAGGGUACCACCAUUGCCCUCGCACCUCGACCUAGUGAUCUUAUCUGGGAGAACCUGCCCUUGUCCAAGGGGGCGCGCAAGUGGAAGCGUUUCCUCAAUGUUAUUUGGGUUACUGCUCUUACUUUGGUGUGGAUCGUUCCUAACGCUCUUAUCGCGGUGUUUUUGUCCAACCUGAACAACUUGGGCGCCGUUUGGCCAAAGUUCCAAACUUCGCUCUCGGCGGAUCCCAACGUCUGGGCCGCCGUUCAGGGUAUUGCUUCUCCUGCAAUUACUUCACUCGUAUACCUGGUAUUGCCAAUUAUCUUUCGACGCCUUUCGAUUCAGAGUGGGAGCAAGACCAAGACGUCUCGCGAACGGCAUGUCUUGGGCCAGUUGUAUGCGUUCUUCGUGUUCAACAAUUUGGUCGUCUUCUCGCUGUUCUCGGCCGCGUGGUCUUUUGUCUCUGCUGUGAUCGACAAGACCAACACCGAUGAGGGUGCCUGGCAGGCUAUUGUUGACAGUAAUCUGUACUACAAGUUGAUGAGUGCUUUGUGUACUGUAUCGCCUUUCUGGGUGACUUAUAUCUUGCAACGCAACUUGGGAGCUACCAUUGACCUGGUGCAAAUGAUCACCUUGGCCUGGGUCUGGUUCGCCAAGACUUUCCUCGCGCCUACACCUCGCCAGUCGAUCGAGUGGACCGCUCCGCCGUCGUUUGACUAUGCAAGCUACUACAACUACUUCCUGUUCUACGCAACUGUUGCAUUGUGCUUCGCUACCCUUCAGCCCAUUGUGCUGCCCGUGACGGCACUCUACUUUGGUGUCGAUGCCAUGCUGAAGAAGUACCUCCUCAUGUACGUGUUCGUGACCAAGAACGAGUCUGCCGGAGCUUUUUGGCGUGCUCUGUUCAACCGACUUGUCUUUGCAAGCAUUCUCGCCAACAUCAUCGUUGCACUCGUCGCCAAGGUUCAGGGUACCUGGACCAUGGUUUACUGCAUCAUCCCAUUACCGUUAUUGAUGCUGGGCUUCAAGUUCUACUGCUUGAAGACCUUCGACGCCGAUAUCAUGUACUAUAAUCGCGCCAACCUUACCGACGCCGAAGCCGUCGGUGGGUCGAAGAUGAGCAAAAAGGCCGCUGAUCGCCUGAAUGCUAAAUUCGGCCACCCAGCCCUCUACAAACCGCUGAUGACCCCCAUGGUCCACGCCAAGGCUGCAGAAGCUCUUAAGGAGAUUUACCAGGGCCGACUAGACCAUAGUGACAUGAUCAACGAAUACUCCGACAUCGCCAUGGACCCUAUGCUCCCCUCACAACCAGGCAAGGCCGAGCCCGCUCCGUUCGAAGUCGUCCCCGAAGCCCAUCUAGACUUCUCAUACUACAAGGAUCGCGCCGACUUCCGCGAAGAAUUCGGCGGCGGUAUUUAUGGCAGACCGGAGGAUUUGAUGACGGAACGCUCGCAGACACCACGCAGCAUGCUCGGCGGCGAAUGGUCACCUUCUUCAUCACGCGCCUCCUCACCCGCACCAUCUCUCCCCUCUUUACCAGGAUUGAAGUUGCACGAAGGCUACCAGGAUCCGGACCAGGGUCAUAUCCACCCAGCCUUCCGCGUCCCUCUCUCCCGAGGCGACAGCGGAAACGGGGCGUAUCCACCUGACGAACUUGAAAAUCGUCUUCUGAGUCACGCACAGACACCCGGACAAGUAGAUACGAAUCCGCUCGACCGCUGGCGAACAGGUGGAUACGGUCCUGUCGAGCAGGACGAUGAUCCAUAUCAGACUUCGUACGAGGCGUACCGUGGAGCGCGGUAGAGAGUCCCUGGCCGUACCGACAUGGCUGGUGCUUUUUUUCUCAUCUUCUGUGAAAAUCAUCUCUGUCUGCAUAUAUUUGUUUCAUACUUUUUCAGUCUUGUUUAUUUUGGCGAUCUUUUUUGGGUAGAGGGUUGGCUGCUGGGGCGUUAGAGGGGCCUGGUUGCUCUUCUGUACAUACCUACCUUCAUUGAGUACGAUAUUACGAAUAUUUUUCUAUCUUUGGCCGAACCUCUAGGUUGAGGGUCUGUGGAAAUAAAGGCUCUAUCCAGUGUACAACAUCUUAUCUUGUGGCAUCAGUGUUAGGAGUCCAGUAACAGCUGAAUAUGGC